AGCGCUGCGCGGCGGCUGUCGCUAUGGCAGCGGGGCCGUGGGGCUGGGGGCUGGCGGUGCUGCCGCUGUUACUGUUGGCGGUCCUGCGCUGCGCCGCGCGCCGCCUGCGGACUCGUUCCGCCGCGGAAAGCGCGGGGGUGUCGCGGGAUGAUGACGUCAGCGCUCUGCUGGUGACGGCGCACCCCGAUGACGAAGUGAUGUUCUUCGCCCCCACGCUGCUCUGCCUGGGCAGGGCCGGCGCCCGCCUCGCGGUGCUGUGCUGCUCCGCAGGGAACUAUUACAAUCAAGGAGAGAUUCGUAAGAAAGAACUGGAACAAAGUUGUCGUCUGCUGGGGGUUCCUACAUCCAGUGUAACAGUCAUUGAUCACAGGGAUCUUCCAGACAAUCCUUCUGUUGAAUGGGACACACAGCUCCUCGCCUCCUUCGUGCUGAAGCAUAUAGAAGCCAACAACAUCAACCUGGUGGUAACUUUUGAUGCGGGAGGAGUGAGUGGUCAUGCUAACCACAUUUCUCUCUACACUGCUUUAAGGUACCUGCAUUCAGAGAGGAAGUUACCUGAAGGAUGCCGUGUGCUUGUCCUAGAGUCAGUAAAUCUCCUGCGGAAGUACAUCUCCAUCCUGGAUGUGCCCCUUUCCUGCCUCCUGCCCAGAGAUGUGCUCUUCAUACUCACAGAAGAAGAGACUCAGCAAGCCAGGAGAGCCAUGCAGUGUCAUCACAGCCAGCUCCUCUGGUUUCGCCGCAUCUAUAUGCUUUUCUCACGUUACGUGGUGAUCAAUUCUCUCCACCUUCUAGAAAAGACAACGCUUACAACUCAGGGAGUAAAAGAAUGAGCCAAAAAAAACUGUGCCAGGACAACCUCUAAAGAAACCCCAAUUAUUAGACACUCAAGAGGACGGGAUUCUCUCUGUGUAGUGUUCUUUCAGACUACAAAAAGCAGGUUGUAUAUAAACUUUCUUCUGAAUCUUGUUCCCUGAUACGUUGAGAUGAAGAGGGUUUAACAGCACUAUUUUCUCACUGUAGAAACUUAAAUAGGACAUGAAAAUUGAAUUAGCCUAAUAAGGACUCAAAAGAAGGGAUACUCUGCUAGAGAAGAUAUGGCACAAGCUAUUUUUCCUCUGGACACAGUUAUGAAGACAGCUUCGGACCUUUAUCUCUUGGUACUUUUGUAAAAUCCAAAUAUUAGGAGUGACUUUUAUGUUCUAUCUUCACAGAUAAAAUCAAACUACAAGACCCAUCUUACUCAAUCAGAACUUUUAAAAAGCCGAAGCUUAUGAAUAAAGCAUUUAUUUUUUCUAUUUGCACUGAUCUUUGCUG
Molecule: messenger RNA, 1314 nt
Organism: Phasianus colchicus (ring-necked pheasant)
Lineage: Eukaryota; Metazoa; Chordata; Aves; Galliformes; Phasianidae
Gene: PIGL
Product: phosphatidylinositol glycan anchor biosynthesis class L
Cellular component (GO): endoplasmic reticulum
Molecular function (GO): N-acetylglucosaminylphosphatidylinositol deacetylase activity
Source: RefSeq, a predicted model, not a curated record